Messenger RNA from Brassica oleracea var. oleracea, 885 nucleotides. RefSeq lists its product as uncharacterized. The record is from RefSeq and is a predicted model, not a curated record. Bases 175 to 612 code for a protein of 145 amino acids. NCBI's taxonomy places the organism in Eukaryota, Viridiplantae, Streptophyta, Magnoliopsida, Brassicales, Brassicaceae. The transcript has a single exon.
ACACACUGUGAACUUGGCCAUUUAGGUCUUCGUAGUCAUUAUUAUAAGUCCCAACCACACACUCUCUCUCUUUCAUAAAUUCAUUCAUUCUUUAUAAAUAAUAUCUCUCUCAAUAUAUAAUACAGAAACAAAUAAACGUACAUAUUGAUCAGAGAGAGUGUGUGUCUGUGUGCGAUGGAGAUAACGCCAAAGAGGUAUUGGCGGAGGUGGAGAGGAUACGAGAAGCUUGAUGGGUCAUCAACGGUGGGAAGAAGGAAUGCAAAACGGGCCAAAAUGGAUCCGACCAGCAAGAAACGCUCAUGGAGGAUCAAGAUUAUGCCUAAACUGAGGAUCCUCAGAAGAGCGUCCCCUAAGAAGCUUCUCGUUUGGUUACGCGAUUCGUAUGUUAAUAUAAUGAUGCGGCUGGCGAAUUCACGGGCCGUCGGACCUUCUGCAUACGGUGGAUCCAGUUUUGGGUCAGGUCAGAUGAAGGAGUAUGAUGAGAAAGUGCUUGUGGAGAUAUACAAGUCCAUAUUGAUGGCGAAGGCGCAGGGGAAUCUCGUGCAACGCGACACGGCUAGCAAGCUUCCUUCUGGACCAGCUGUUGUAUCUGUCUCUCCUGUUGUUAAGUAAUUUUUAGAAACAAAACAAUUCUCCUUUUUCCUUGUAAUAAAAGCUUGACAUGUUUGAUAUACUUUUCGAGAUUGCUGAUAGGAAAGUUUGUGAUCUUGAUCUGUAUCAAAACUUACAAGUAAAAGAAAAUAAAAGAAUACUAGAAAGAAAUAAGUAAUAGAUGGUUGAUUGUGCCAUUGUGGGCCUAAAUAAUAAAGUUUGUUUAAUGUGUUUAUUAUUCAUUUAUGAAGUUUUGUUGAAUCUAUGCUUCUGAAAUAUAAAGAUUCGCAUUUA